This is a messenger RNA of Oncorhynchus keta (chum salmon), 592 nucleotides long. RefSeq names its product phospholipase A2-like. Gene Ontology annotation, molecular function: phospholipid binding; calcium ion binding. Gene Ontology annotation, biological process: arachidonate secretion; lipid catabolic process; phospholipid metabolic process. The record is from RefSeq and is a predicted model, not a curated record. The transcript has 4 exons. Lineage: Eukaryota; Metazoa; Chordata; Actinopteri; Salmoniformes; Salmonidae. The coding region runs from base 102 to 563 and encodes 153 amino acids.
AUUCAAACCAGACUCUAAAAAAAACUCCCCACUGCACUGAAUGCCUAUGUCCACCAGAGUGUAAAUAAGCAGCAGUGCAUGCAGACUCCCUCUUGCACACCAUGCCUGCGCUUUAUCGGAUACUUCUACUGUUCUCUGUGGUAAUAGCCUCUAUGGCACUGCAGAGCCCCCCACGGACUAAGAGAGGGCUACUGGAGCUGGCAGGAGUCAUCAAGUGCAGCACAGGCAGAUCAGCCCUGGCUUAUAUGAUGUAUGGCUGCUACUGUGGACUGGGGGGUCAGGGCUGGCCCAGGGAUAAAGCAGACUGGUGCUGUCACAAACAUGACUGCUGCUACGGAGAUGCAGAAAUUGCUGGUUGCCAAACCAAGACAAGAAAGUAUCAAUGGACAUGUGAAGACAGGACUGCAGAAUGUGAUGAUCUCAAGGACAAAUGUGAGAAGAUUCUCUGCAAAUGUGACAGGGAGGCAGCCAAAUGCUUGAGAAAGGCACCUUUCAUCCGGAAAUAUGCUAUGUGGCCAGACUUUCUCUGUGGGUGUACACUGCCAACGUGUAAUAUCUACUGAUUCAAUAAAUGUACACUUGUUGAUUUUUA